UAGAAAUGAACCAAGGUUAUUUUCUAGUGAUGGGUGUUGUAAAAUAAUUCUGAUAAAAUGACAAUUGUUAUUUUCUAGAAAGAGGAAAUGGAAAAUUAAGAUAUAUGAGAGAGAAAUGCAUCCCUCAACUAAAUGGUAGCUCCAAUUGUAAGGAGGAGGAAAUGGGAAUGGAGAAAGCAUGAGAAAAGCAAGAAGGAAAGUCGAAGAAAAAUAAAGAGGAAAUGGUAAAGGAAAAGGAAGAUUAAGAUAUAUGGGAGAGAGAAGUAUAUAUGCGAGGAGUGAAGGAAAAGAGGAGAGAAAGAAAGUGACUUCAGCUAGGAGAUGAGAAAAAUAAAAGAGAAGAAAGAAGAUGGGAGAAAAUGAUGAAGGGAAGGUUGAAGACUUCAUAUGAAUUUUGAGUCCUCUGAGGAAGGAAAACUAGGAUUUAAUAUUAUGUGAAAAUUAUACAUGUGAAUUUCAAUACAAUACUUACAUCUAACCUAAAAUUAAUUAAUAAUAAGUAAAAUAGCUCUCAUUAUAUUUAAGUCACACAUGUUUCUUAUCAUACUUCAAUGUAAAAUUUUACCGCUUAAGAUUGUUGAAGCAAAGAUAAAUUCAUCAUCUUUCUUCUAAUUUUCCACCCAUUUCAGCAAUCCUUCACCCUCUGCCUUCCUCACCUCCUCCCCAACAAUUAAAAAUAGAAAAGGGGAUGGAUGAUCAACUUGUCGAAGCCCUUCUCUACCAAAAAUUCCUCCAAAAUAAACUAACCACAUCUAUACUAAGUGUAGUUGCAAGAAAACUCUAGAGUACUUCUGGAUCCGAUUCGCUUACUUCGGUAGACCUGCAAAGCCCCGAGGUGGGUCCUCGGGGUACACUCCAAUGCCUAAAUCAGCAAUAAUCAGAGCUACCAAAUAUGAAUCAAGAGCUCAGCUUGAGUUCAAUUUCCAUUACUUUUGGGGAGGACCCUUGGGGGGUAUUUAUAGCCUUCAAAGGGGGCAUCCACGCGUUGUUUUUCACGAGAAUCAAAAUUAUAUGUGUCGAUAAUCCCAUAAGGUUUCCUUAUAGUAUCCCUGCAUGUACGAAGCUACUGUAAAGUAGGAUCAUGGGGGAUGAACUCGAGCUCGGCCGAGCUCAAUGUUUCCUGUUGUCAAAGUGACUAGGUUGGAAGUAGGUUUGGACGCACGAGGUUCUCGACCUCGGGCUAUGUGAGAUUGGACUGUGACCUCGAACUACUACGGGCUGUGUGAGGUCGGACUGUGACCUCGGACUACUACCACUACACUAUCCCCCCCGCCCAAAGUCAUUCACUUGUUAAUUAUAAAAAGGGUUGUGUCACACCCCAAACCCUAGAGCGAGACAGACGCCGUGCACUCGUGAACAGGGCCCACAAAUGCACAAGGCUCGGAACCUACUGAGUUCUUACUUAGCAAUUCAGACAAUUGAAAUCUAAACCUUUUUAUUUACCAAAUAUUUACCAAUCAAGAUGUACAAAAUUUAUAACUUCAUAUAUACGAUCAUGACUAAAACUAAGGAAGCUCUGUACAUAAAUUUUCUAUGUCAAGCAUGGGUGACUAGUGGCCUAGCUACAAAAUCUAAGUCCAAAAUAAUGCCUAGUUGCCUAGUUCAUCACUCUCUCGGGCUCCCCAUGUGUCGGCUCUCACUACCUGAAAUGGUGGACAAGGAAAAACUAUGAGAUAAACUCAGU
This is a messenger RNA of Rubroshorea leprosula, 1684 nucleotides long. The record is from the annotation of a GenBank genome assembly. Lineage: Eukaryota; Viridiplantae; Streptophyta; Magnoliopsida; Malvales; Dipterocarpaceae.